CUCCUCUCCUCAGGUGUUUUGGUAUUUGGCUGCAGUCAUGGCCGGGAGCUCAGAGAAAAUACCGAUCGCCUCAGCGGGACCGGAGGAUUUGCAACAGUUUUUGCCCCCGGCCUACUCUGCGGUGGCCGUGAAGCCCAGCGCCACAGGGCGCCUCAUUAAGGCCGGGAUAGCGGUGCUCAUUGCUGGGGCUCUUCUGUUGCUGCUGGGGGCCGUUGGAGCCUUCUACUUCUGGAACAACAACGAGAAACACGUCUACAAUGUUCACUACAGCAUGAGCAUCAAUGGCAAAGUCGAGGAAGGCUCAAUGGAGAUUGACUCUGGGAACAACAGGGAGAGUUUCAGCACCGGCAGUGGGACAGACGAGGCCAUGGAGGUCCACGACUUCGAGAUUGGCAUCACUGGGAUCCGGUUUGCAGGAGGAGAAAAAUGCUACAUCAAGACGCAGGUGAAGGCUCGGCUGCCCGAUGUGGACACGCUCAACAAAGACACCCUGACCUUUGACCUGGAGGAUGAAGUGAUGCCUGCCAAGUUUGACGAUAUGAUCUGGGUGGCAGCUGACGCUCCACUGACAGACUCGGCUUUCCUCAGCACCAGGAUCAAGGACUUGUGUGGAGACCUGCCAAUCUUCUGGCUCCGCCCCACCUAUGCCACCAGCGAACAGAGGAAGAAGAGGACAGUCCCACGGCAGAGGCGCCAGGUCGAUGCUGAAGAGGAUGUGGAGGCAAAGGUCAACCCUGAGAACCCCUACCAGCAAGGUCUUGAGGGCGAGACUGGUGAUAUGAACAUUGACCCCAGGCUGGACCACAACGGCAUCUGCUGUCACGAAUGCCGACGCAGCUACACUCACUGUAUGAGGGUGUGCGAGCCAUUGGGAGGCUACGAACCAUGGCCCUACCAUUACAGAGGCUGCAGACCAGUGUGCAGAAUUAUCAUGCCCUGCAGCUGGUGGGUGGCUCGCAUCAUGGGCCUAGUCUAA
Molecule: messenger RNA, 976 nt
Organism: Periophthalmus magnuspinnatus
Lineage: Eukaryota; Metazoa; Chordata; Actinopteri; Gobiiformes; Gobiidae
Product: leukocyte cell-derived chemotaxin 1-like
Exons: 7
Coding region: 38-976 (312 amino acids)
Biological process (GO): negative regulation of endothelial cell proliferation; negative regulation of angiogenesis
Source: RefSeq, a predicted model, not a curated record